Molecule: messenger RNA, 951 nt
Organism: Triplophysa rosa
Lineage: Eukaryota; Metazoa; Chordata; Actinopteri; Cypriniformes; Nemacheilidae
Exons: 3
Coding region: 127-951 (274 amino acids)
Source: RefSeq, a predicted model, not a curated record
UUUCCUUAACAGACUGCUCCUUCUGGGGCAUCACUGCAAGCUCCGUCUGCAGUUCCACUUCCUCGUUUGUGGUCUGAGACCUUACCACCAGAGGAUCACAGGUGGAUUGCCGGCAGGCUUUUUAGAAUGGGGUCCACAGGAAAGCCAGAGCUCCGUGACAACCUUCAGCUCUGGUAUUACCCACCACAGCCAGCACUUACAUACAAUCAGGCUCCAGCUCCAGACAGAUUUUUCGCCAAUGCUCUUUUGCUGUGGAUGCCAUAUAAGCUGUGGAGGGUCAAGGUGCUCUGUUCCAAUCCUGCCUGUGGACAGCAUCAGCUUACAGGAGGCAGUCUGCACAAGAGGGCAAGGCAGGUUCUGGACAUCGAUAGGAUGUACAACAUGGUCACAGAAAUCCUCAUCUGUACCAAGUGCAAAGCCUCGCAUGUGUCCUGGAGUCAGACUGUCCUGCAACAGCUGGAUCUGGGCCAUUGCUCUGAGUUUCGGGUCAUCCUCACGCAGAAGUAUGCCUGUGAUCUGAGAGUCAUUAGAUUCCUGAAUGAGCGUGGCCUAGGCAACAGUCCUACACAGGUCAUCAAACAGCUGCAUGAGAACCACAGCGAGGAGUGGCACAAGUGUCUGGCCCGGUACACCACCCAAUGUGUUGACUUCGUCAACCGCACUGGUACAGUGAUCACCAAAAAGCUGGCAGGCACAGCCAGAGGAACGGGACUGUUGCUCACCUCUGUUGGCAACGAGUUUGGCCAGGUGCUCAACAGUGUCUUAACAGCCCAGGAAGGAGCAGGACUGGACAAGAUGGUAGACGGUCUUGUGAAACGCUACCAGCAGGCUGGUGUGGAUCCACCUGCCGUGUUGUAUGUCGACUGUGGGUGCUGCGCUGAGGUGGGAGAGACCAAGCUGAAAGCCAGGUUCAGUGGAUGGCCGGAUCUCCUGAUAAGGCUGAACAUCUGA